Molecule: messenger RNA, 2352 nt
Organism: Pseudocercospora fijiensis CIRAD86
Lineage: Eukaryota; Fungi; Ascomycota; Dothideomycetes; Mycosphaerellales; Mycosphaerellaceae
Product: ABC transporter, ABC-D family, PMP type
Exons: 1
Coding region: 52-2265 (737 amino acids)
Biological process (GO): peroxisome organization; long-chain fatty acid import into peroxisome; fatty acid beta-oxidation
Cellular component (GO): peroxisomal membrane
Molecular function (GO): ABC-type transporter activity; ATP binding; ATP hydrolysis activity
Source: RefSeq, a predicted model, not a curated record
CGCCUCUAUGAAACCUCUGUUCGACGCAAUUCUCAAUCGCCAGCCGUCAGCAUGGCAGUCUCAUCCCUCCCUGCGACCAUCAGCAAUCGUUCGCUGAAACAAUUGCUGAGCGACCUCACCUCACUCUACGUGAGACAUCGGACAAAGGUCUCGCGAACGAUAUACCUCGCGCUGGUUCUCGCGCUCAUACAGCGAAUACGUGGUGCUAUCAAAGAGCAGAAAGCUGCCUCGGCGCGCGCAGCUGAGGCGCGUCGCAAAGGACUCGUGGGGCAAGAUGAUGGCAAGAAGAGGAAGAAGAAAGUCGAGUUGAACAGAGAGUUCUUUCGCAGCCUGGGAAGACUUCUGAAAAUAUGCAUACCGUCAUGGAAGAGCAAGGAAGCGAGGCUGCUUGCCAGUCACUCUGUGUUUCUGGUCCUCCGCACGCUGAUCAGCUUGUACGUUGCCGAACUGGAUGGUCAGCUUGUCAGCGCCCUGGUGAGAGGCAAAGGAAAGGCGUUCAUCAAAGGCUUGGUGUGGUGGAUGCUCGUUGCUGUACCUGCGACUUUCACGAACUCGAUGCUGUCCUACCACCAAACAACACUGUCAUUGGCGUACAGGACACGGCUCACGAAUUACAUUCAUAAUCUCUACCUAGGCAACAUGACAUUCUACACGCUUUCGGCCUUGGAUGAUCGGAUCAAGAAUGCUGAUCAGCUCAUCACCGUCGAUGUGACCAAGUUCUCGAACAGUCUGGCUGAGCUGUACUCGAGCUUGUCAAAACCCAUGUUGGACCUCGUCAUCUACAAUUGGAGCUUGUCACGAAGUGUCGGAGGAGAGGGUCUAUUUGCUAUGAGUCUGCUGGUGCAGAUUAGUGCUAGUUUGAUGCGAGCGUUAACACCUCCAUUCGGCAAGUACGUUGCUGAAGAGGCCAGGUUGGAGGGCGAGUUCAGAGCAGCACAUACUCGGUUGAUUGACUACAGUGAAGAGGUGGCACUAUACAACGGUCACGAGGCGGAGAAGGACACUGUUGACCGAGGAUACUUCACUCUGAUCAAGCAUGUCAAUCGGAUACUACGGAGAAGGCUCUAUCACGGAAUCAUGGAAGAAUUUGUGGUCAAAUACUUCUGGGGAGCAUUGGGCUUGCUGCUCUGUUCAGUGCCAGUAUUCUUCAAGCUACCAGGCGCGUCACCUGGUGGAGAGAGUACAGGCGACAAGACCGAGACCUUCAUUACGAAUCGACGCUUGCUGCUCUCAUCGAGUGAUGCUUUUGGUCGACUAAUGUUCUCGUACAAGGAGAUCUCGGAGCUCGCAGGGUAUACAAGCAGAGUCAGCAUGCUGCUAGACGUCAUCGCCGACAUCCAGCGAGGACAUUUCGAGAAGGCGCUCGUGUCUUCAGCAUCGACUGAGUCGAAUGCUGCCAUCCUUGCAGGCCGAGGCGAGCUAGAAGAAGGCGAGGACAUCAAGUUUGAAGAUGUGCCAAUCGUUUCGCCGAAUGGAGAUAUCCUGGUCAAGGCAUUAUCAUUCCAUAUCUCUCAGGGUGAUCAUAUGCUGAUAGUUGGCCCAAAUGGUUGCGGUAAGAGCAGCUUGUUCCGCAUCCUGGGCGGUCUAUGGCCAGUCUAUGGUGGAAAAGUUCGCAAGCCACCGAACGAGGACAUCUUUUACGUCCCUCAGCGACCAUAUUUGAGCAAAGGGAGUCUUCGUCAGCAAAUUCUCUAUCCCGACAAUCUUCUAGAUAUGCGAGCCAAAGGUAUCACCGAUGUGCACCUCAUCAACAUCAUGCGCAAACUGGGCCUCGAAUCAUUGCUCGACACAUCCAGCUCACGAGGCGGCUACGACCCAAGCGAGCCGAACAGUCCAGUCGACAGCAGAUCGGGGCAAGCCACCAGCGACGUCAGUGGCCUCAAUAUCGAGCACGAAUGGGCCGACGCCCUCAGUACUGGCUUCCAACAACGCAUCGCGGCUGCUCGAUUAUUCUACCAUAGGCCCAAAUUCGCCAUCUUAGACGAGUGCACCUCCUCGCUGACACCGGAAGUGGAGAAAAUCAUGUAUGACGAAGCCAAAAGGCUCGGAAUCACUUUGAUGACUGUGUCUCAUCGUCGGUCGCUGUGGCGGUACCAUGGCUGGAUCCUGCAGUUCGACGGUCAAGGUGGCUAUGUCUUUACCCAGCUUGAUGCAGAUGCGAGGUUGAAGCUCGAGGACGAGAAGGAGGAGUUGGACCUUCAACUCAGAGCUGUGCCGGAAUGGGAGAAGAGGAUUGCGGAAUUGGAGGCGGGUCAGCUGAAGUAGUGGCGGAACACAUGUCACGAAUCACGAUACACACCGCAUGUGCGACUACAGUAUAGUGUACUUCGGAGUCGGAGUGAGUGUACCUGC